GCCUCCGCAAAUGUGUAAACGCAAUAAAAGCCUUGUCUGUUCGUCACAAUUUCGUGUGUAACCGCCGCUCAGCGAGUCGGAAUUGUUCGGCAUAUGGAUUUCGUGACCCAGUGUUUCUCUUAUUGAAGCCAUAGGACGCGAUGGUGCGGGGAGCAGAGAAAGUUAGAUUCCCCACCGGGGGGCCACCGCCGACGAAGAGCGGCAUGGAGUAUGUCAACAUCGGCCUUGAGGAUCAGAUGGAGAUUAGGGGCUACACGCCGACCACCUGGAAGACAACGGUGACGUGGAUCUGCAUCGUGCUGACCGCCGGAUUACUGCGGGUCGUGUUCCACUGGAAACCGGAGUGGAUGCUCUCCUGCACGCACUCACGAAGCUCCCUGGCAACGGCCGUCAAGUUGCUGCUCAAGGAUCAGUACGAACAGUGGUUCGUCGAGAAAGUAAAUGUCCAUCGGGCCGAAGAAGUGAGACGUGCAAUAUACGGUGACAAUGAGAUAGCCGUGGAAGUUCAGAGCAUUCUCAAGCUUCUGUUUCUAGAGACGCAGAACAACCAGUCUCCGGGUGUGAUCGCAAUCCGCGCGCUUGAUCUCAUCACAAUCACCGUGCCUCCCGUGCUGCCUGCCGCCAUGACGAUAGGUAUCAUCUACGCACAGCGACGGCUCAAGCUCGCUAACAUCUACUGCAUCAGUCCGCGCACGAUCAACCUGUGCGGCAGCAUCAACGUCGUCUGCUUCGAUAAGACGGGAACGUUGACGGAGGACGGGAUCGACAUGCACGGCGUUGUUCCUACAGAGAACAACGUCUUUCAGGACGUCGAGCCGGACGUUCAGCAGCUGCCACAGUGUCCGACACUGUGGGCGAUCGCCUCCUGCCACUCCCUUUCGCUCAUUGACGGACAGCUGAAGGGUGAUCCGCUCGACAUGAAGCUGUUCUUCUCGACCGAGUGGGAGUUCAUUGAACCGGGACCAAAAGUUCAAGGUCAUCAGAUUCCGACUCUUGUCAGGAGUCAAACAUCAACGGCAGCGUCGGCUGGUUCCGAACACGAGGAGAGCAUCGUGGAGCUCGGCGUCCUGCGACAAUACGUGUUCGUCUCGAGUCUACAGCGCAUGAGCGUCGUCGCUUACAACUUCCGCAACGACAUGUUCGAAUGCUAUGUAAAGGGAUCGCCGGAGAAGCUGGUCACGCUGUCAAGACCGGAGACCGUGCCGGCCGACUUCCAGGAGGUGCUGCGGGAGUAUGCCCCACAGCAAGGAUACAGGAUGCUAGCCCUCGCCUAUAAGAGAAUGCCUGACAUGCAGUGGGACAAAGUGAAAAACAUCCACAGAGAGGACGUCGAAUGCGACCUGGAGUUUCUCGGGCUCGUAGCGCUGGAGAACCGACUGAAGCCUCAAACCACGCCUGUCAUAUCUCAGCUACGGCAGGCUAACAUCCGCACAGUCAUGAUAACGGGUGAUAAUACGCUGACUGCACUCAGCGUAGCGCGCCACUGCGGCAUGAUCUUGAAGUCUCAGAAGGCGAUCAUGGUGUCGGUCGAUGCGACACAGCUGGUACCUGGCACGAAGGCGCCAUUGCUGCGAUACAAGUACGUCAACUUCAAGGACCCGGAUGAGCACGAGGGGAGCGAGCUGGACACCGUCGCCUCGGAAAACGACUCGACCGCAGUACACGUACAACUACAGGAUGAAAAUGAGGCGUACCGCUUUGCCGUUGACGGCAAAACAUUUGACGUCAUCAGAUACAGUUAUCCCGACUUGCUGCCCCGUAUUUUAGUGAGGGGAACGGUUUUCUCUCGGAUGUCUCCUGACCAGAAGGCAGUCGUCGUUGAGGUGCUGCAGAAGCUUGGUUACUUCGUGGGCAUGUGUGGUGACGGUGCCAACGACUGCGGG
Messenger RNA from Priapulus caudatus, 1883 nucleotides. RefSeq names its product probable cation-transporting ATPase 13A3. NCBI's taxonomy places the organism in Eukaryota, Metazoa, Priapulida, Priapulimorpha, Priapulimorphida, Priapulidae. Gene Ontology annotation, biological process: intracellular calcium ion homeostasis; polyamine transmembrane transport. Gene Ontology annotation, cellular component: membrane. The record is from RefSeq and is a predicted model, not a curated record. Gene Ontology annotation, molecular function: polyamine transmembrane transporter activity; P-type transmembrane transporter activity; nucleotide binding.